Molecule: messenger RNA, 4552 nt
Organism: Diceros bicornis minor
Lineage: Eukaryota; Metazoa; Chordata; Mammalia; Perissodactyla; Rhinocerotidae
Gene: STAT3
Product: signal transducer and activator of transcription 3
Exons: 24
Coding region: 234-2546 (770 amino acids)
Biological process (GO): defense response; regulation of transcription by RNA polymerase II; growth hormone receptor signaling pathway via JAK-STAT
Molecular function (GO): RNA polymerase II cis-regulatory region sequence-specific DNA binding; DNA-binding transcription factor activity, RNA polymerase II-specific
Source: RefSeq, a predicted model, not a curated record
GAGCCGCGGCGGCGUAGACCGGGAGGGGGAGCCUGGGGUUCCGACGUCGCCGCGGAGAGAGUGAGCCCGAACCGGAUCCUUGACGAGCGCCCCAGCACGGCCCUCUCUCUCCGCGUCUGCUAGGAGAGGCCCCAAGGCCUGAGGGAGACCCGCGGCCUAACCCCGGCGCAAGCGCAGCCCCGGCCUGUCGGGCCUCAGCCCGUGAAACAGUUGGGACCCCUGAAUCCGGCAGGAUGGCCCAAUGGAAUCAGCUGCAGCAGCUCGACACCCGGUACCUGGAGCAGCUUCAUCAGCUGUACAGUGACAGCUUCCCGAUGGAGCUGCGGCAGUUUCUGGCCCCUUGGAUUGAGAGUCAAGAUUGGGCAUAUGCGGCUAGCAAAGAGUCACAUGCCACUUUGGUGUUUCAUAAUCUCUUGGGUGAGAUUGACCAGCAGUACAGCCGCUUCCUCCAAGAGUCAAAUGUUCUCUAUCAGCACAAUCUGCGAAGAAUCAAGCAGUUCCUUCAGAGCAGAUAUCUUGAGAAGCCAAUGGAGAUUGCCCGAAUUGUGGCCCGGUGCCUAUGGGAAGAGUCCCGCCUCCUACAAACUGCAGCCACGGCAGCCCAGCAAGGGGGCCAGGCCAACCACCCCACAGCUGCCGUGGUGACGGAGAAGCAGCAGAUGCUGGAGCAGCACCUACAGGAUGUUCGGAAGCGAGUACAGGAUCUAGAACAGAAAAUGAAAGUGGUAGAGAAUCUCCAGGAUGACUUUGAUUUCAACUAUAAAACGCUCAAGAGUCAAGGAGACAUGCAGGAUCUGAAUGGAAACAACCAGUCAGUGACCAGGCAGAAGAUGCAGCAGCUGGAACAGAUGCUUACUGCGCUGGACCAGAUGCGGCGAAGCAUUGUGAGUGAGUUGGCAGGGCUUCUGUCAGCUAUGGAGUACGUGCAGAAAACUCUCACAGAUGAGGAGCUGGCUGACUGGAAGAGGCGACAGCAGAUUGCUUGCAUUGGAGGCCCUCCCAACAUCUGCCUAGAUCGUCUAGAAAACUGGAUAACCUCAUUAGCAGAAUCUCAACUUCAGACCCGCCAACAAAUUAAGAAACUGGAGGAGUUGCAGCAGAAAGUUUCCUACAAAGGGGAUCCCAUUGUACAGCACCGGCCAAUGCUGGAGGAGAGAAUUGUGGAGCUGUUUAGAAACUUAAUGAAAAGUGCCUUUGUGGUUGAGCGGCAGCCCUGCAUGCCCAUGCAUCCCGACCGGCCGUUAGUCAUCAAGACUGGUGUCCAGUUUACUACUAAAGUCAGAUUGCUGGUCAAAUUCCCCGAGUUAAAUUAUCAGCUUAAAAUUAAAGUGUGCAUUGACAAAGACUCCGGGGACGUUGCAGCUCUCAGAGGAUCCCGGAAAUUUAACAUUCUGGGCACAAACACAAAAGUGAUGAACAUGGAGGAGUCCAACAACGGCAGCCUCUCUGCAGAGUUCAAGCACUUGACCCUGAGAGAGCAAAGAUGUGGUAACGGGGGCCGAGCCAAUUGUGACGCCUCCUUGAUUGUGACUGAGGAGCUGCACCUGAUCACCUUUGAGACGGAAGUGUAUCACCAAGGCCUCAAGAUUGACCUUGAGACCCACUCCCUGCCAGUUGUGGUGAUCUCCAACAUCUGUCAGAUGCCAAAUGCCUGGGCGUCUAUCCUGUGGUAUAACAUGCUCACCAACAACCCCAAGAACGUGAACUUUUUCACCAAGCCCCCAAUUGGAACCUGGGAUCAAGUGGCUGAGGUGCUGAGCUGGCAGUUCUCCUCCACCACCAAGCGAGGGCUGAGCAUCGAGCAGUUGACUACGCUGGCAGAGAAACUCUUAGGACCUGGUGUGAAUUAUUCAGGGUGUCAGAUCACGUGGGCUAAAUUUUGCAAAGAAAACAUGGCUGGCAAGGGCUUCUCCUUCUGGGUCUGGCUGGACAAUAUUAUUGAUCUUGUGAAAAAGUACAUCCUGGCUCUUUGGAAUGAAGGGUACAUAAUGGGCUUUAUCAGUAAGGAGCGGGAGCGGGCCAUCUUGAGCACCAAGCCCCCAGGCACCUUCCUCCUAAGAUUCAGUGAAAGCAGCAAAGAAGGAGGCGUCACCUUCACUUGGGUGGAGAAGGACAUCAGUGGUAAGACCCAGAUCCAGUCGGUGGAACCAUAUACCAAGCAGCAGCUGAACAACAUGUCGUUCGCUGAGAUCAUCAUGGGCUACAAGAUCAUGGAUGCCACCAAUAUCCUGGUGUCCCCUCUGGUCUAUCUCUACCCCGACAUUCCAAAGGAGGAGGCCUUUGGAAAGUAUUGUCGGCCAGAGAGCCAGGAGCAUCCUGAAGCUGACCCAGGUAGUGCUGCCCCGUACCUGAAGACCAAGUUUAUCUGUGUGACACCAACGACCUGCAGCAAUACCAUUGACCUGCCGAUGUCCCCCCGCACUUUAGAUUCAUUGAUGCAGUUUGGAAAUAAUGGUGAAGGUGCUGAGCCCUCAGCAGGAGGGCAGUUUGAGUCCCUCACGUUCGACAUGGAGUUGACCUCGGAGUGCGCUACCUCCCCCAUGUGAGGAGCCGAGGACGGAGCUGCAGAGAGAGAUGCCGGAGGCACCUACCUGUGUCCCACCACCCCUCAGACAGCCAAACCCCAGAUCGUCUGAACUCCUAACUUUGUGGUUCCAGAUUUUUUUUUAAUCUCCUACUUCUGCUAUCUUUGAGCAAUCUGGGCACUUUUUAAAAUAGAGAAAUGAGUGAAUGUGGGUGAUAUGCUUUUAUCUAAAUGCAAGUAAGAAUGCGUUCUCUGAGACUGUGAUCAGGGGAUGUGGAAGGGGUGGCAAGAGGGAGAAAAAGGAAAUGUCUUUUUUGCUCCCCUGCCCUCCUUUCUCAGCAGCUUUUUGUUGUUAGACAAGUGCCUCCUGGUGCCAGCGGCAUCGCUCCGCCUAUUUCUGUAAGCUAAUGCCACAGGCUGCCUCUCGCUGUGUCCUCCUGGCAUUGCACUUUUAACCUUGCUCAUGUCCAAGUAGAAGAUAGGAUUCUCAAAGCCCCUAGUUUCUUUUUAAACUAAAGAAAAAAAAAUUGAAAAGGCAAAAAACCGUGUGUGGGCAUAGCCUUUCCUGUCUUUAGGAAAACUCAGUUAAGAGCCUCCUUGGUGCUUUAGGCGUUCAGCUUUCUUCAGGCUGAUAAUUUACAUAAACCCUGAAAUGGGCUUCAGAUCCAACUCUUCGAAGACAUCUGAAGCUGUAGCUUGGCCUUUGGCUUUGAAAUAGGAAAGUUUAAGGAGGAGCUAAACAUUCUAGACUUUUUUUUAUAAACAAAGUUUUUAUUUUCCCCUUUAAUGUGUUGGCCCAUUAGUAGGCAAGGCUGGGCAGAGGGGCGCUGACAACCUGUCCUCCCUUUCUCCCUCGACUUCCACUCCUGUUUCAGAGCCUGGGUUGUUUCUGUGGGUGCCUUAUGAGGGAUGGGAUGAUUCAUCCUUCCUUCCACUGCCACCUGACCCCCUGUGGCAUGGCGCCUUCCAGUGUCUAAAGGUCCUUCUCCUGUUUGCUUUAGGAAUCCUGGUCUCAGGACCUCCUGUAAUAAGAGGGAGAAAGUUACAAGUUGAACAUGACUCAGACAAUAAGGCCCCAGCCAAGGGUUUGGUUGAGCUCAGGGAAUAUGGUUCUUAGCCCAGUUCUUGGUGAUUCCCAUGGCACCUGUAAUCACUUCUUCAUUGGUUGACCCAGGGGCAAAGGCUCACUGAUAAACUCGAGGUCUGUCCCUCAUGUGAGGGAGUGUACACCCCGGCCUCCCUCAAGGCUGUUAGCUAUCUCCUCCCUGUUGGGGCCCCACCGAUGAGGCAGAACAACUCACAUUUACUGUGCAUUUUGAAUACUUAAUAGCUUUUGAGGUGGUCUCUGGUAUUUGGGCCUCCUCUGACCCAUAGGCAUGGCUAGAUUGGGUGAGCCAAAACUUUGUCUCAGCUGAUCACAGUUGCUAUAGAAUGCUAUUUGUCAUCCCCAAAUCAGCCAGUUUCUGAAGUAAGGGGAUGAGGACCUUCUCUCCAGGACGAACAGGGGUUGCCCUUGGCCAUGCCUGACCUCCUGCCUGGAAACCGUUGAUGGAUACUACAGAGCCCUCCCUCUUCCAGCAACACUCUUUGAUUCAUAAUAAGCUUAACUCAUAAACUGAGAAAUUUAGAUCAGAGGGACCUGGGGCAAGGAUCCAGGCUUCUCUGGAGCAGAUGUUGUAAAGUGUGUGGCUUUGAGGUAGCGUGUGUAUCUGGUUUUAACUCGGAUUGAAACAAGUUCUGAGAGGAGCUGAGACUUGUUUUGGCCUCUCCCUUAAAGAACUGAGUCCUCCAGGACCUGCCCGCGUUCUCUCCACUCUUCCCCCUGCCGACCCCAGCCCAGCCGAGGGGUUCCCCUGGAUGGCUUAACCUGCCCAUACGGUGGUUCGUAAGCUCCUGGCCACUGCAUCAAAUUCCAAUGUAUACUUCAUAGUGUAAAAAUUUAUAUUAUUGUGGGUUUUUUUUUUUUUUUUUUUGUAUAUUGCUGUAUCUACUUUAACUUCCAGAAAUAAAAGUUAUAUAGGAACCGUC